AUGUCACACUGGAAGCUCACAGACUUCGGUGAUAUUGAUGGUGGUGGCAUCAACUACGCCAGUAAAGAACCCUGUUUGCAGGGUUUGCUCAGUGCAGAACGAUCCACCUGCCCAGAUUGCAGGCAAGGCUUCUCCAGAGAAGAUGUGAGGUCAUUCCGUACCCUCAAUGCUUGGCCAAAGCGUAUUCAGGAGGCUCCCCAAGCAAACCAACAAGACAACUUGGCAAUAUGCCCAAUAUGCGUCCGGCAGGUAGAAACGCCGCUGAAGAUGUCAGAACUCUUUUCGAAAAUGGUGUGCGGUGACUGCUGGCGAACGGGCGAAAUGCUCCGUGAAUCUAUUGUGGAAGAACGCAUCCAGCCAGCAGCUUCGCGUGGCAUUAUUCGCAGUGGUGAAGUCGAUCUGCAGGGCAACCAACAGGCCAGGAAUGCAUGGUGUCAUUUCUGCUCUCAAUGGGUAGACACACCGCUGCAGAUGACGCAGUACUUUACAAAACCGGUGUGCAAUGAUUGCAGUAGGUCGGCAGAGAGGCCCAUUUGCAGCGCUAGCCGCAACAGAAGCCGACUUGUUGGUGAGCAAGACAUGGGAUAUGUUUCUGACUUCGCUCCUGGGGAGGAAAGCGGAGAUCGCGUUAAUCACAUCGAGCGAAGGCUAGCACAGAACCCUCCAGCAGCAUAUGGGGAAGGUACUUGGCAAGACAACCAACAGGCCAGAGGAGCACGAUGUCCCAUAUGUUCUUGA
Molecule: messenger RNA, 738 nt
Organism: Dibothriocephalus latus
Lineage: Eukaryota; Metazoa; Platyhelminthes; Cestoda; Diphyllobothriidea; Diphyllobothriidae
Source: the annotation of a GenBank genome assembly